Malurus melanocephalus (red-backed fairy wren) is the source of this 2937-nucleotide messenger RNA. It is a transcript of the gene ZP1, whose product is annotated as zona pellucida glycoprotein 1. Gene Ontology annotation, cellular component: egg coat. The transcript is spliced from 11 exons. Gene Ontology annotation, biological process: binding of sperm to zona pellucida; prevention of polyspermy. The record is from RefSeq and is a predicted model, not a curated record. Lineage: Eukaryota; Metazoa; Chordata; Aves; Passeriformes; Maluridae. Gene Ontology annotation, molecular function: acrosin binding; structural constituent of egg coat. The coding region runs from base 34 to 2937 and encodes 967 amino acids.
CGCAGAGCCCCGUGCUCUGUCCAUGUCACCGCCAUGGGAUGGAGCUGCUCCUUCCUCCUGUUCCUCUUCCUCMUGUUCCCAUGGCCCAGAGCCAGCGUGGCGCUGCUGCGGUACCGCCAGGACUGCGGAGAGCUGGGAAUGCAGCUCCUGGUCUUCCCUCCCCACGGCCACACCGUCCGCUUCAAGGUCCUGGAUGAGUUCGGCUCCCGCUUCGAUGUGGCCAACUGCUCCAUCUGCCUCCACUGGCUGAACCCCCGAGAGGAUGGCUCUGUCGUCUUCUCCUCUGGCUACAAGGGCUGCCACGUCCUGUUCAAGGAGAACCGCUACAUCCUGCGGGUGCAGCUGGAAGAGCUGCUGUCCACCGGGUUCCCGGUAACCUCCUACGAUGUCAACAUGACCUGCCCCAAGCCUGGCAGCCCUCAGACGCUCCCAGAUGGAAACCAGGAGCAGAGCCAGGACAACGGAGUCCUGAUCUCCCAGACUGGCCUCCUGCACCAAGUCUCCGAGUCCUCCCUCACCCUCACAGGAUCGCAGUUCUCAUCCCAGGACCGCUUGGAGCAGCUUUACUCUGUGCCACGGGACACAACCCGCUUGGUGCAUCCGGAGUUCUGGCACCAUUCCAAUCCAGCUGGCACGGGGCUCUCUCAUCCUGUCACCCAAAUCCAGGGAACCUUCACCCGCCCGGGAGUGCAGUCCCCCCAGCACGGGGAGCAGAACCAGCCAGGGRUGCUUCGCCCAGUGCUUGUAUCCCAAAACCAUCCCAGUUUGAUGCAUUCUGGGGGUCAAACCCAGCCGGGGCAACUUCAUCCAGGGUCUGUAUCCCAAAAUCAGCCUGGGAUGGUGUAUCCUGGGAGUCAAAACCAACCAGGGAGUCGCCCAGGGUCUGUAUCCCAAAAUCAGCCYGGGAUGAUGMAUCUYGGGGGWCAGAAUCAACCAGGAACUCGCCCAGGGUCUGUAUCCCAAAAUCAGCCUGGGAUGGCGCAUCUCGGGGUUCAAAACCAACCAGGGAUUUAUCCAGGAUCUGUAUCCCAAAAUCAGGCUGGGAUGGCACAUCUUGGGGGUCAGAAUCAACCAGGGAGUCGCCCGGGGUCUGUAUCCCAAAAUCAGCCCGGGAUGAUGAAUCUCGGGGGGCAGAAUCAACCAGGGAUUCGCCCAGGGACUGUGUCCCAAAAUCAGCCUGGGAUGGCGCAUCUCGGGGUUCAAAACCAACCAGGGAUUCGCCCAGGAUCUGUAUCCCAAAAUCAGCCUGGGAUGGCGCAUCUUGGGGGUCAAAACCAACCAGGGAUUCGUCCAGGAUCUGUAUCCCAAAAUCAGCCUGGGAUGGCGCAUCUCGGGGGUCAAAACCAACCAGGGAUUCGCCCGGGGUCUGUAUCCCAAACCCAUCCUGAAAGUCAAAACCAACCAGGGCAAAUUCGUCCAGCAUUUAUAUCCCCAAACCAUCCUGGGAAUCAAAACCAACCAGGGCUUCGCCCCGGGCUUGUGUCACACCAGCCUGUCCUGACCUCCGCUGGCGCUCAGACUCCAGCGGGAUUCCUGCGUCCGGCAGCUCAGCCCCCAAACCAUGGGGGAAUAUCUCAUCCCAGCCAAUACUCCAACUCCCARACCAGCCUCCAGGGCCACACUGGGCUGCUCCAUCCCGGCCAUCCCAGCCCAGCUCUGGUGCACCCAGGACUCUCAUCCUGGCCGGGUUUGAUCAGCUCUGGGCUCCAGGUUCAGCCCCAGCCWGGCCAGGGACGCCCAGGGCUGCAGGCUCAGCCUGGAUUGCUGCAUCCYGGGAUUCACACCCAGCCCAGCCUGCUGCAUUCCACAGCGGUCUUCUACCCCUCGGCUGGGGCAGGCAUGCCGCUGACGCGGGAGCAGUGCCAGGUGCCGGUGGGGCGGAUGCCGUGCGUGGCUCCGCAGGGACGGGAUGGAUGYGUGCAGGCAGGAUGCUGCUACGAUGACAUGGACCGUGCCACACCCUGCUACUACGGGAAUACCGCCACCGUGCAGUGCCUGCUGGAGGGAUAUUUUGUCCUGGUGGUCCCACGGGGAAUGGUGGCCCCGCAGUACAACCUGGACAGUGUGCGGCUGGCCAGCAGCCAGGCGGGAUGUGAGCCCCUGCACGUGUCCGAGGCCUUCGUCAUGUUCCGCUUCCCGGUCACCCACUGCGGCACCACGGUCCAGGUGGUCGAGGACAAGCUGAUCUAUGAGAACCAGUUGAUCACCACCAUCGACGUCCAGGGAUCCCCCCGCGGCUCCAUCACCCGGGACAGCGUCUACAUUCUCCACGCUCGGUGCAUCUACAAUGCCAGUGACCUGCUUCCCUUGGGAGUGGAGGUGGCCAUGCCCCCCACAGCUGCCCCGCUGGCCAUGCCAGGGCCACUGGGGCUGCAGCUGCGGAUCGCCACUGAUGAAUCCUACAGCUCCUACCACCCUGUGGGUGACUUCCCCCUGGUGAGGGUGCUCCGAGACCCCAUUUAUGUGGAAGUUCGGCUGCUCCAGAAGACGGAUCCCAAUUUGGUGCUGGUGCUGCACCACUGCUGGGCCUCCCCUGGCUCCCACGCCACAUCCCAGCCCCAGUGGCCCAUCCUGGUGGAUGGGUGUCCCUUCCAAGGGGACAACUACAGGACGCGGCUGAUUCCGGUGGGCCCGGCYUCUCUGGAGAUGCCCUUCCCAAGCCACUACCAGCGCUUUGUCAUCUACACCUUUGCCUUUGUGGAGCCCCCUGGCAUGGCUGUGCUGGAGGGGGAGGUGUACAUCUCCUGCAGCGCUUCCGUGUGCCACCUGGCCCAGCCAGAGCCCUGUCGUCCCUCCUGCCAGCURGGAGUGCCCUCACGAGCACGGAGGUCUCCAGGGCACAGGAGGACAGGUGACAGCAUGGGGACAGUCACAUCGCACGGACGUGUUGUCUUUCCCAAGGUUCCCAAGAGAGGAAGAGCUCAGCGGACAGGCUGA